Molecule: messenger RNA, 1825 nt
Organism: Bubalus bubalis (water buffalo)
Lineage: Eukaryota; Metazoa; Chordata; Mammalia; Artiodactyla; Bovidae
Gene: CBR4
Product: carbonyl reductase 4
Exons: 6
Coding region: 302-1075 (257 amino acids)
Biological process (GO): fatty acid biosynthetic process
Molecular function (GO): quinone binding; oxidoreductase activity, acting on the CH-OH group of donors, NAD or NADP as acceptor
Source: RefSeq, a predicted model, not a curated record
CGGGGUCGCACCCCCUCUUCGCGCGGCUGGUGUGGGUACAAGAAGCCGUCUUGGGCGCUCUCCCCGCCAUGCUGGGCGACGGGCGGCACAGGCGUGCUCGGGUCUCGCGAGGAGGCCCGCGCGCGUGUGCGCAUACGCAGGGAGGGCCGCUGGCGGCUGCACUAGUACGGGAUGUGCGUGGGCUCGCCUCCCGGCGUCCACAGCGUUGAAGCACUCUUAUACCCUGAUGACCUUCACCAAGGGACAGUGAGAUUGUUCCGGCAGAUUCCGCUUAAAUUUCAUCCCCCAACCUGUAUUAGGAAUGGAUUCACAGUUACUUUGCGAAUUUCAGUCUCUGGCUGGUAGUGAGACGGGGUGCUGUGAAGGAUCGAGCUCGCAGCUAGAAUUAGGAGGGCUGGGCUCAGGGGCACCUCGUUCACUGUCGGGGCACCUUUACGCAUCGUCGCCCCGACUUCACAUAAGUCUCCAGAGGUUUAAGAAGAAAGUGGACUUUAAAAAAACAGGAGAUCAUUUGGCAUUGAGCUGUGAUGUUGCCAAAGAACAUGAUGUUCAAAAUACAUUUGAAGAGAUAGAGAAAAAUUUAGGUCGCGUUAAUUUCUUGGUAAAUGCCGCUGGAAUUAACAGGGAUAACCUCUUAGUAAGGACAAGUACUGAAGAUAUGCUGUCUCAGCUCCAUACUAACCUCCUGGGCUCCAUGCUGACCUGUAGAGCUGCCCUGAAGACAAUGAUUAAACAGCAGGGAGGGUCCAUUGUGAAUGUAGGAAGUGUUGUUGGUUUAAAAGGCAAUUCCGGCCAGUCUGUAUACAGUGCCAGUAAAGGAGGAUUAGUUGGAUUUUCACGUGCUCUUGCCAAAGAAGUAGCAAAAAAGAAAAUUAGAGUGAAUGUAGUUGCACCAGGAUUCAUUCACACGGAUAUGACGAAAGGCUUGAACGAAGAACUUUUAAAGAAGAAUAUCCCUCUGGGAAGGUUUGGAGACGCCCUUGACGUGGCCCAGGCGGUCGUAUUUCUUCUCGAGUCUCCAUAUGUGACAGGGCACGUCCUGGUGGUGGAUGGCGGCCUGCAGCUUACCAUGUAGCCGGCUCCUGUCACUCUUGUUGGAUCACGGGCAGUCUCUGUUACACCUGUGUUUGCUAAUCAGACCUGCUGGUGCUACAGGUGUUGAUUUCUGUCUUCAUACAAAUCUGUCUGUAAAGAACAGUGGGAGAGCAGCUGCGUUUUCCAAAUGACACGGGUCUCAUGGGCAGUGUUAGUGUACAGUCCCUCCUCACAGGGAUCACCUUCAGGAGCCCUGGUCUUCAGAUGUUCCCUCCCCUUACGAAAACAGUGUCUGCGUGUAACCUCUGUGUACUUUACAUCAUCUCCAUUGUUGUUCAGUCACUAAGUUGUGUCUGACUCUUUGCAACCCCUCACACUAGCCGGCCAGGCUCCUCUGUCCAUGGAAUUUUCCCAGCAAGAAUACUGGAGUGGGUUGCCAUUUCCUUUUCCAAGGGAUCUUCCUGACCCAGGGAUCGAAUCUUUGUCUCCUCAGUCUCCUGCUUUGGCAGGUGGAUUCUUUACCACUGAGCCACCAGGGAAGCCAGAAUCUAAAUCAUUCUUAGAUUACAUAUAAUACCUAACACAGUGUAAAUGCUGUGUAAAUAAUUGAAAUACAGUGUAAAUGCUACGUAAAUAGUUGAUUUUUGGAGCUUUUAAAAACAUAUUUAGAAAUUUAAAAACUUUAAACAAUAUAUAUUCUAUCCAUAGUUGGUUGAACCCAUGGCUGUAGAAGCCGGAUGCAGAGGGCCUACUGUCUACAUUUUGCUAAUAAAAACAGAUGUUAUCUUAA